AUGGGGAAGAAAGAGGAAUUGUCGAAGAUGAUUGAAACCCUAGGCACCACGUCAAUGACAAAGGCAAGGUUUGCGGCUGCUAUGGCAAGGCUUGGAGAAGCCCUAGGCGAUGCCAUGGCAAAGCCAACCAAGUGCGAAACUUGUGAUUCCAUCAGAAGUGGAGGCGACGACGACCAACGCGAGGGAGACAGGGGCGACAUCUUUAAAAGGCUGACGCCUGUUACACCGAAGGCGACGCUUGUUGUGUUGAAGGCGGCAGUGGAGUGGGCUAGAGCAUUGAAGACACCCAUGGCGUUGGGAUUGAGGGAUAAGAUCCAGGUGAGGAGGGCGACGCUGUGGAAGAUGGGCUUCUGGGCAAAGGCAAGAGAUGAGAAAGAGAGGAGGGCAACGUUGGGCUGGGCGGCGCUAGCCAAGGGCUGGGUGACGUCAGCCAGGCACGGGGCUACGACGAGCGUAGGCCAGACAGAUGCAAUCCAGGCAACAGGCUGGAUGACGUGCGCCGCAGGCCAGAUAGCCCUGCAGGCUGGCCGACGGCGGUCGCAAGGGGCACUAUGGUAG
This is a messenger RNA of Ilex paraguariensis (yerba mate), 558 nucleotides long. The record is from the annotation of a GenBank genome assembly. Lineage: Eukaryota; Viridiplantae; Streptophyta; Magnoliopsida; Aquifoliales; Aquifoliaceae.